ACUUUCUGUCUCUGUACUCUCCGAUGUUACUGGGGUAAUGACGGCUAAUCCCAAAGGAAGCAAAGCAAUAAAGUUACAGGUCAAGAAGGAGACCAGUGAAAAUGCCCUGACCCUCAGUGACCGUGAGUUGGUCGCCAUGACAGUCCGAGAGCUCAACCAACACCUGCGAGGCCUGAGCAAGGAGGAGAUUGUUCAGCUGAAACAGCGUAGGCGCACGCUGAAGAACCGUGGUUACGCAGCUAGCUGCCGGGUCAAGCGUGUGACACAGAAGGAGGAGCUGCAACGUCAGAGGACCGACCUCCAACAGGAGGUGGCAAAGCUGACCAGAGAGAAUGCCAACAUGAGAUUGGAACUAGACUGUCUGCGGUCCAAGUAUGAGGCCCUCCAGAAAUAUGCCCGCACCAUGACCAAGGGCCCCACCCCACCGGCCACCAGUGUCAUCACCAUCAUCAAGUCAUCUGACUCCUAGGCCCUUCUCAGUUCCCUCUCCAUCAUCAUCUUGUAUGGGAACUGUUGGUUGAAGGGUU
Messenger RNA from Carcharodon carcharias (great white shark), 527 nucleotides. It is a transcript of the gene mafk, whose product is annotated as v-maf avian musculoaponeurotic fibrosarcoma oncogene homolog K. Gene Ontology annotation, cellular component: nucleus. Bases 38 to 469 code for a protein of 143 amino acids. The transcript has 2 exons. Lineage: Eukaryota; Metazoa; Chordata; Chondrichthyes; Lamniformes; Lamnidae. The record is from RefSeq and is a predicted model, not a curated record. Gene Ontology annotation, biological process: regulation of transcription by RNA polymerase II. Gene Ontology annotation, molecular function: RNA polymerase II cis-regulatory region sequence-specific DNA binding; DNA-binding transcription factor activity, RNA polymerase II-specific.